Brassica napus (rape) is the source of this 1216-nucleotide messenger RNA. RefSeq names its product rac-like GTP-binding protein ARAC1. The record is from RefSeq and is a predicted model, not a curated record. Gene Ontology annotation, molecular function: GTPase activity; protein kinase binding; GTP binding. Gene Ontology annotation, biological process: regulation of cell shape; establishment or maintenance of cell polarity; small GTPase-mediated signal transduction. Lineage: Eukaryota; Viridiplantae; Streptophyta; Magnoliopsida; Brassicales; Brassicaceae. Gene Ontology annotation, cellular component: cytoskeleton; plasma membrane; nucleus. The coding region runs from base 325 to 1014 and encodes 229 amino acids. The transcript has 6 exons.
GGGAAGUUUGAUUGGAUGGAGGAGAUAGUUCGAACGCUUCAAUUGCAUAAAUUGCCGGCCAUCACUUUUGCUACUUCCCUCUCUCUCUCUCUCUCUCGAUACGAUCCAUCAUCUCUCUUCUCUGAUCACACACUUGUUCUCAUUCUCUCACAUUUGCAAUUUCGAUCAGGGUUUCGUAUACUACAGAUAUCCUAGGGGUUUUUCUUGCACCACUGGAGAUGCCGGAUUGAAAGUAGGAGGGAGCAUUUAUUCUUGUUGUGUUACCUCAGAGGUAGAGAGAGAGAUCUGAGGUUUUUUUGAUAUAUAUUAACUGAGGGGGGGAAAAUGAGCGCAUCACGGUUCAUAAAGUGCGUAACAGUAGGUGACGGGGCAGUGGGUAAAACCUGUUUGCUCAUUUCCUACACCAGCAACACUUUCCCUACGGUAUCCUAUCAAAUACUUUGUUCUUCUCCAAUAAUGUCUUUCUUUACUCUCUUUCUGAAUAAUAUGAUUGAUUAUAUUCUUCAUUUUUUGAGUCAGGAUUAUGUACCGACUGUUUUCGACAACUUUAGCGCUAAUGUGGUUGUUAACGGAGCCACUGUCAACCUUGGCUUGUGGGAUACCGCUGGGCAGGAAGAUUAUAACAGGUUAAGACCCUUGAGUUACCGCGGUGCUGAUGUUUUCAUCUUAGCCUUCUCUCUCAUUAGUAAGGCUAGCUAUGAAAAUGUCUCCAAGAAGUGGAUCCCAGAGCUGGAGCACUAUGCCCCUGGUGUCCCUAUUGUUCUUGUUGGUACCAAACUAGAUCUUCGGGAUGACAAACAGUUCUUCAUCGACCACCCUGGUGCUGUACCUAUUACCAACGCUCAGGGAGAGGAACUGAAGAAGCUCAUUGGUGCUCCUGCGUACAUCGAGUGCAGUUCAAAAUCACAGGAGAAUGUGAAGGGGGUGUUUGAUGCAGCGAUCAGAGUGGUACUUCAACCUCCAAACAAGAAGAAAAAGAAGGGCAAAGCACAAAAGGCCUGCUCCAUUUUGUAAUUUUUCCACACUCAUAUCUCUCUUUCUAUUGUCUCUGCCACUCUAUAGUGAUGGCUUAAGAAGAAGAAAACACAUUGGGGCUUAAAGAUGGUUCAGAGUUGGUUUGUGAUAAGCUUUUUUAAUCCUUAGCAAAAACUCGGUUAUUUCUGUUUUACUGAUAAAUAGUUUCCUGCUUUAGCUGAGGGCUAAUAUUGCACUGCUU